This is a messenger RNA of Tachyglossus aculeatus (Australian echidna), 2906 nucleotides long. It is a transcript of the gene KDM7A, whose product is annotated as lysine demethylase 7A. The record is from RefSeq and is a predicted model, not a curated record. Gene Ontology annotation, biological process: protein demethylation; regulation of transcription by RNA polymerase II. Bases 1 to 2754 code for a protein of 917 amino acids. Lineage: Eukaryota; Metazoa; Chordata; Mammalia; Monotremata; Tachyglossidae. The transcript is spliced from 20 exons. Gene Ontology annotation, molecular function: transcription coregulator activity; histone demethylase activity.
AUGGCCGUGGCGGCGGCGGCGUUGUCGUUGUCGUUGUCGGUCGGGCCGCCCGUGUACUGCGUCUGCCGGCAGCCCUACGACGUCAGCCGCUUCAUGAUCCAGUGCGACAUCUGCAAGGACUGGUUCCACGGAAGCUGCGUCACGGUCGAAGAGCACCAUGCCGUUGACAUCGACCAGUACCACUGCCCCAAUUGUGCUGUUCUCCACGGAGCCUCCUUAAUGAAGAAGAGGAGGAACUGGCACAGACACGACUACACGGAGAUCGACGACGGUUCCAAGCCAGUGCAAGCCGGAACCCGGACUUUUGUGAAAGAAUUACGGGCUCGCACCUUCCCGAGCGCUGAUGAAAUCGUCGUCAAGAUGCACGGCAGCCAGCUGACUCAGAGAUACCUGGAGAAACAUGGGUUUGAUCUGCCAAUUAUGGUUCCUAAAUUAGACGAUCUAGGACUCAGACUCCCUCCUCCUACUUUCUCUGUGGCGGAUGUUGAACAUUAUGUAGGUGGUGACAAAAUGAUAGAUGUCAUUGAUGUGGCAAGGCAGGCAGACAGCAAAAUGAAGCUUCACAACUAUAUUAAGUAUUUCAUGAAUCCUAACCGGCCAAAAGUAUUAAAUGUGAUCAGCCUCGAAUUCUCAGACACAAAGAUGUCUGAAUUGGUGGAAGUUCCAGAUAUCGCCCGCAAACUCUCCUGGGUCGAAAACUACUGGCCGGACGAUUCGGUCUUCCCAAAGCCAUUUGUGCAGAAAUACUGUCUGAUGGGGGUCCAGGACAGCUACACUGACUUCCACAUCGAUUUUGGCGGGACGUCGGUUUGGUACCACGUGCUUUGGGGGGAGAAAAUCUUCUAUUUGAUAAAGCCAACGGAUGAGAAUUUGGAACUGUAUGAAUCGUGGAGUUCAUCUGUCACCCAGAGUGAAGUGUACUUUGGGGACAAAGUAGAUAAAUGUUACAAGUGUGUGGUGAAGCAGGGACACACCCUUUUCGUGCCCACAGGGUGGAUCCACGCUGUGUUCACGUCUCAGGACUGUAUGGCUUUUGGAGGAAAUUUUUUGCACAACCUCAACAUUGGCAUGCAGCUCAGGUGUUACGAGAUGGAGAAAAGGCUGAAAACACCUGACCUUUUCAAAUUUCCUUUCUUUGAAGCCAUCUGUUGGUUUGUGGCCAAAAAUCUCCUGGAAACCUUGAAAGAAUUGAGAGAAGAUGGUUUCCAGCCCCAAAACUACUUAGUGCAGGGAGUGAAGGCAUUGCACACCGCUUUAAAAUUAUGGAUGAAAAAAGAACUCGUAACAGAACACGCCUUUGAGAUUCCAGACAACGUAAGACCCGGACAUCUCGUCAAAGAGUUGUCUAAAGUGAUCCGCUCCGUGGAGGAGGAAAACAGCAAGCCGCUGAAACCCCAGGGCCUCCUCAGCCCGGGCCCGGUUUCCCGCUCCUCGAACGAGGCGGCUUCCCCUCCCCAUUCCAGACGGAGGAUGAGGAGGCUGCGGGACCACUCUGCCAGGGUGCCUUCGAACCUGGACAUCUUAGAGCUUCACACCAGGGAGGUCCUCAAGAGGCUGGAGAUGACGCCGUGGGAAGAGGACGUCUUGAACUCAAAACUUAAUGGAAGAUUCAACAAGCCCCUGCAGCCCUCCUCCACGGUGCCUGAAUGGCGAACAAAAGACAACGACCUGCGCUUACUGCUGUCAAAUGGAAGGAUAAUUAGAGACGAGCGACAACCCUUCACAGAUCGAAGCUUAUACACCGCAGACAGCGAGGAUGACGACGACAGAGGAAGGUCAAAAAAGCCGAAGAAAGUCAAGAUAGAGCAAAACUCAGGAUUGGAAGGAGAGGGACGCGGGGAGUUCCAAAAACCACUGAACAUGUUCUUUGAAAGUGUGAAAUCAGAACUCAGGAAUGCCUCCUCAGAAUACUCUGAUGUUUCAGAUUCAGAAGACUCUGAGCUUGUGCGCACUCCUCAGCAAAAGUAUUCCUCCACAGAGGAAUCGGAAAGCUCAGGUGAUGAAGAGAAACAGGAAGCAACGUCAGAUUUUAAGGAGGGCUCUAAGGUCGUGAGGGCCCUCUACCAGCAUAGCCAGAAGCCAUUUAGAAGAGAAAUUCCAAAUAAAAGGGAAUGUCCUACCUCAACCAGCACUGAGGAAGACGCUAUCGAGGGCAUGCUAUCCAUGGCGGGCCUGCACUAUCCAGCGUGUUCACCGGCUCAGACGCAAAGCACACACUUCCCAGAUAGAAGCGCUCUUCAGGAAUACGGCGCCUGCCCCCGGAGCCGGCCCGAGGACCCCAAAAGGGGGGACUACAGUCGGCAUCUCAAGGUGGAAGAGAGAGACCUACCGACUUCUUCGUGGGUUAGGCAGCUCGACGUGACGUCCGGGUUCACCGCUCAGGACCUGGGCAGGGGUCAGAGGUGCAUCAAGAGGGAAGGCCCACCGGAAGCCGGCCUGAAGCUGCAGAGCAGGAGCUCCCCGGACCGCGGUGCUUCCAGCCUCCCCGACGGGAAGUGUCUGCGGGACUCGGGUGCGAUUCCCGGGGCCUGCCACUUGAGCGACGGCAGCCUCAGUCCCGAACGGCCGUUCGGGGAGACGGCCUUACAACCUGGGCCCCUUCACCCCAUCAAGAGGCCAGCAGCCAACCCGCCUCCCAUCAGCAACCAGGCUACUAAAGGCAAACGCCCAAAGAAAGGCAUGGCGACGGCCAAGCAGCGCCUCGGGAAGAUCCUGAAGCUGAACCGCAAUGGCCACGCCCGCUUCUUUGUAUGAUGCGGCCGCCCCGGUCCACCCGCCGCCGUCCGCCCUGCAGGGACCAGUAUCGGGGGCCCGACGCCGCCCCGCGGGUCCCAAGCGGACCCCGGCCCGGUCGGGGGUCGGGGGCCGCGUUUCCACUGUGCCACACCGUUCAGCAAUAACCCUGU